Molecule: messenger RNA, 997 nt
Organism: Drosophila melanogaster (fruit fly)
Lineage: Eukaryota; Metazoa; Arthropoda; Insecta; Diptera; Drosophilidae
Exons: 1
Coding region: 125-889 (254 amino acids)
Source: RefSeq, marked reviewed
CCGAUUCAGACUCAAACUCAGACACAUCGGAUAUUUUAAUAUGUGUAUACCCACACAACAAUAAAGCCGAGACCAUAUUUACAAAUUGAUUUUGCUAUUGCAUAUCAUAUCAUUAUCACCAAGGAUGCAUAUCGUGAGUGGCAAGAAUCUGAGCCGCGAAGAGUUAGAGGAAGUUAACAAAUGGAUGCAACAAAAUAGUAUUAGCACUCAAAGAUUGCGUCGCGAGUUUUCCGAUGUUUUGCCGCUGGCCGAAAUAUUCAAACGCGAUUAUCCGCGCUUGGUGGAUCUCUUCAAUUAUCCGAAGAAGAGUAGUGUUCAGCUGAAGUUGGCCAAUUGGGAGACAUUCAACUUUAAAGUGUUAUCCAAGUUAAAUAUGACGUUGACUAAAGAUUUUAUGGAGCAAAUGGCGAAUGGUGUUAGUGGUGCCGCCGAAGUCAUGUUGCAUGAAGUGAUACGAUUGGAGAAACGACAACGCCUUGCAGAACAACGAAAUGCGGCAUUGCGGCAGGAACAACUUUGGGAGGAAAAUGAUGAGAUAAAAACUGUUGUGGUUAACAAACAGAUCGGCGAUGGCAUAGUUCAGGUGCCGCAGAAAAUGAUCCUAUAUUCGCUGUACGAGAAAGUGGAACGUGAUAGUCAUGCAAAAGAUGUUAUUAUCGAUGCCUAUCAACAGCGAUUGACCCACAUGGAGAGUAUUAUUAAAUUGAAAACGGAACGGAUCGACGAACUUCUAAUGCAGAUGGGUAAACAACCUCAAAAGAGAGCUACUAGCAACGCAACCAAUUGUUUCUUUGCUUACGAUGGAAAGAACUCCCUAAUUCAGAAGCAUAUAAGUCCUACGCAAGCAUCAUCGCCUACCCAUCUGGAUGCGGACGGCUUUAACAUCUAAUGGCAAUCUCGGAAUUAGUAUUAAAAAGUUAAUUAUUGUUAGAUUGUGAAUCUAAAUUACCGAUUAUCGGUUAAAUAGAUUACGAUAUAGACACAGUCUUGGCAAUUC